UAAAGGCGGCCUUGUUGGCAUUUGGGUUGGGAUCUGAGUGAGAAGAGGCCGGCCACAGGAGGGCUGGCGGAAGGGGGGGUCCCCGGGAACCCCCAGGUGGGUAAGGGGCGCAGGGGACCGCGCGGCGAUAGGGGUUAAGGCGCCUGGCGGGCUGCGAAGUAGUCCCGGCCCGGCGCCCGGCCCCGCCCCUGCAGGGCGGAGGGACGCAUCACGCAGGGGUGGGGAAGCAGGAUCCGUGCGCAGGGUUGCUAAGGGUGAAACUUUUCAUUGACUUUGCUCACUUCGGGCCGGGGCGCGGGAAGGUGCGGGUCCUCGCCGGAGAGAAGCGAGUGGUUUGGGCGACGCGGGGCCAGAAGGGCAGGACCGCCCGCGAUACGAGCCGCCCUCCGGUCCGACAUCCCCGCGCCGUCGCCGCCGGCCUUCCGUCCCCUCUCCGCCGAGCCUGACCUCCAAAAAGCUGAAAGAAUUAUUAUUGAGAGUCAUAGCCCCAAACUCCCUCACUUGUCCCCCAACCCUCAACGAAGAAAAGGACCCAUCAGCCUCCUGUCCAGCAGCGCCCAGAAAGGAAGAGCGACAUCCGCCCCGCGCCCAGGACCACCCUGGAGGGAGAAGCCGCCCAGCCACCGCGGAGACCCGAAGCUGUCUGGAGCCCAAGGCUGCCUUCCUUCCAUCACCUGCCACUGCCCUCGGCUUGCAUACACGUGCCCGAAGCUGAUCUGCUGCCUCGGAGGGGACCAUGCAGCUGGAGAUCAAAGUGGCCCUGAACUUUAUCAUCUCCUACUUGUACAACAAGCUGCCCCGGCGCCGGGCAGACCUGUUCGGGGAGGAGCUGGAGCGGCUCCUGAAAAAGAAAUACGAAGGCCACUGGUACCCCGACAAGCCCCUGAAGGGCUCUGGCUUCCGCUGUGUUCACAUCGGGGAGCUCGUGGACCCCGUGGUGGAGCUGGCGGCCCGGCGGAGUGGCCUGGCUGUGGAGGAUGUGCGGGCCAACGUGCCUGAGGAGCUGAGUGUCUGGAUUGACCCGUUUGAAGUGUCCUACCAGAUCGGCGAGAAGGGGGCAGUGAAAGUGCUGUACCUGGAUGACAGCGAGGGCUGUGUCGCCCCAGAGCUGGACAAGGAGUUCAAGAGCAGUUUCAACCCCGACGCACAGGUCUUCGUGCCCAUCGGCAGCCAGGACAGCUCCUUGUCCAACUCCCCGUCGCCGUCAUUCGGCCAGUCGCCCAGCCCCACCUUCAUCCCCCGCUCUGCCCAGCCCAUCACCUUCACCACCGCCUCCUUCGCGGCCACCAAGUUUGGCUCCACCAAGAUGAAGAAGGGGGGAGGUGCUGCGAGUGGUGGUGGGGUGACGGGCGGCGGGGCCAGCGGCCCCCAGCCUCCCCAGCCUCAGCCCCGCCUGGCCCGCUCCCCCACCAGCAGCCUGCUGAAGCACAAGAGCCUGUCUCUGUCCCUGCACUCGCUGAACUUCAUGGCGGCCACCCCGGCCCCUCAGUCCCAGCUCUCCCCCAAUGCCAAGGAGUUCGUGUACAACGGCGGGGGCUCCCCUAGCCUCUUCUUCGAUGGGGCCGACAGCGGGGCCAGCGGGGCCAGCUCAUGCAACAGCAGCAGCUUCGACGUGGCCCAGGUGUUCGGGGGCGGUGCCAACAGCCUCUUCCUGGAGAAGACGCCCUUCGUGGAAGGUCUCAGCUACAACCUGAACACCAUGCAGUAUCCCAGCCAGCCCUUCCAGCCCGUCGUGCUGGCCAACUGACCGCCCGUGACCACGGAAAAGAGAAAGGAAAAGAAAGGCCAAAAAAAGAGGAAAAGAAAAAUACACAAAAAGAUUUCCAGUCUUCUCACUCUGGCUUCUAGAAAAAAAAAGAUCCAGCCCAGGCAUGGAGUGGGAGGGGGCUCCUGAAGCAACCCCCUGCUGUUUCCCUGCCUGCCUCUGAUUUAUUUGGUUGGUUUGGGUUUUAUAUUUUUUCUUUCUUUUUUUUUUUUUCUUUUUCUUUUUCUUUUUUUUCUUUUUUUUUUUUUUUUACGUGUAGUUUUCUAUAUAACAUCUUUAAUUAGCGGCUUCCUGUGCUAAGAAUGGUCCAGAUGUGAAUUGCUGCUCCCUGCUCCCUCCCUCCCUCUCCUUCACAUGCCUGGUUUAGGAUUGGUGUGUCCAAGCUCAUAGGGAAGGAAGAGCCACAGCUGGGGCCUGACCCUGCCCACAGCAGGGAGAGGUUGCCCUGUGUCACUGCCUCUGUCCCCCAGCUCUGCUUUCACUCAAAGCCAUCCAACCUCAGCAGGCCUUCUGGGCCCUGCCACCCAAAUAGGUCUGACCCCAGUCCCUGCUCCCUCUCAGGCCUGAGCCACAGGGAGCUGCUGGCUGUCUACUGGACACUCUCCCGCUAGAGCUGAUGUCUGUGGCUCCGGGGAGGUUAGCACUCUGUCUAGUGGAAUUGCUUUCAUCUCUGUCCUGUGGCCCCACACCACCACCACCACCUCCCCCCCCCCCCCCCCCGCCCAGACCCCCACUGUGGCCCUGGAGACCCAGCCAUUGACACUUGUGGCCUCUCGUGCAGCCCCUUCUUCCCUGGGCCUGAGGUUGUGGGGAAGGAGGUGGGGCGGGGGUGUGUGCAUGCACGUGCGUGGUUUGCUGUCCUGUUUUAAAGGAUUCCAAGCCAUGUGAACCCCCGCCCCCAACAUGAUUCCAGGUUGUGGGAAGUGCUUAUUUAUGUAGGAGGUUGGGGAACAGCGGGUGGGUUGUCAGUCCUUUUGUAGGGUGGGUCACGUGUUGGCUGAGCCUGAGACACUCCCAGGGGAAAAUACUACAGAAGGAACUGGUUUCCAGACUGCGGAGGGAUCUGCACUUUUAUUUUUGACCAAAAAAAGGGGGGAGAUGGCUGUGAUGGGCUGAGCGAAUACCAGCCUACCAGCCCCUGAUGCCGAAGACAAGUCCCCGGACUCAGACCCUCCUGUUUCGUGACCUUUACCCAGGGUGGGAGCUGCUCACCUGAGCACCCUGGGGGUGGGAGUUUGGGGUCAGUGCCUAGAGUGGGCAGUCCUGAGCCUUGAACUGAGACUUCUUAGUCCUUUGUUUGUAGAUGUUAUUUGAGUAUGUUUCUGCCCCUGCCUGCGUGAGAACUUCUUGGUACCUUUUGCCAUCCCCUCACUGCCCGACCCGACCCCACUGGGCCUCGAUGCUGUGAGGAGGGGUCUCUCUCGGGCAGGACGCCUUGGGCAGGUGGUUUGGCCAUAGCAGGUGGUAUGCGUGGAUUACGGGAGCGCAGCAGCUCCCGUGUCUGCCAGGAGAGAAGUUUCUCCCACCUGACCCCAGUGAGCCAGCUUCCACGCAUGCCGUGAUGCUUUGGCUGGUGGGCCACAUGGCAUCAGGGCCCUCCAUCACCAAAAAGUACCAAAGCCCUCGGCACCCCACCCCACCCUCCUCAAUGUCCCCAAGUGGGGCGACCGCCGUGGCAGUGGGUCCGGCCCAGACAGACACUGCCAGUCUCCUCCCCCUGCAAUGGGCACCAGCUCUACCUCCCCCAGAGGGGCAACGCCCUGGCUCCUCAGCCCAGUAUCCUCUGUCCCCUAGAUUUCUCAGGGGCCAGCCCAGUCUGGGCUUCCCUCUCCCUAGCCCUCAGCUCCCACACAGGUGACAGGCCCAGGCAGAUGGCUGCUCUCUGGGAAAGGUUGGAUGCUGCCUUAUUUAUGCCCUCUUCCGGCCCCCUUUCCCUUACACUCACAUACACAGGUACCCACCACCCCCGGUUGGCUUGUUUCUCACCACAUCUAGGGAGAGGGGAGACCAACCCCUUAGUGUCUUUUGAAAUACGAAGAGAAAUGUAUGUUCAGGAGCAUGACUCCCGUGCUGGACUCUUGGGCCCAGUUCAGUCUGUCUCGUCUCAAAUCUAGGCAUUUUUGCUUCAAUUUUAUUUUUUUUAAGGAAACAAAAACCUGCACUAAUUUACCUGGUUUCGUAGGAAAACUUUUUUUUAUUUUUUACAUUUUUUGGUGUCCGUUUGUAUUGAAUAAUUUGCUACAUUUGUAAAAUGUAAGAGGUAUAUAUAAUAUAUGUAUAUUUCUAACGUAAAAAAACGUAAUUUUUUUCUUUUCAAGAUUUUUUCUUAAAAAGAGGAGAGAAACAGAUAUUUUUUCAGGAAAAACAAACUUUAAAAUAAAAAAAGAGGAGAAUUAAACCUAUCUCCCCUUUCCCUAUCCUCUCUCUGUCUGCCCCUCUUUCCCAGGAACCAAUCAAAAGGUGGACCGUCUUGUAAAGAAUGUAAACUUUUAGUCCAGAAUGAUGUAUUUUUCUCAAUGCAGUGAGCUAUAGAUUCUCUAGUUUGACCCCUAGGGAUGGGAAGGAGGGCAUUGAGGCAAUGUGGAGAGGAGCUUGGGGGAGCAGGGUAAUGAACUUGUUUUCUUUAGUGAAGGAGGAAUACAAUCAGGCGUUUUGUAUUCAGAAUGUUGUGCAAUAUUUUGGAAUGGGACAUUGGUGUGUUUAGAGAUUUAGUUUAAAAACAAAAAGAUUGAUCAAAUCUGUACAGUUUAUAUUGUUCCAGAUUUUUUUAAGUUUGUAUUAAAAGCAUGAUCUAUAACA
Molecule: messenger RNA, 4564 nt
Organism: Lutra lutra (Eurasian river otter)
Lineage: Eukaryota; Metazoa; Chordata; Mammalia; Carnivora; Mustelidae
Gene: TOB2
Product: transducer of ERBB2, 2
Exons: 2
Coding region: 737-1747 (336 amino acids)
Biological process (GO): regulation of gene expression
Cellular component (GO): cytoplasm; nucleus
Molecular function (GO): transcription corepressor activity
Source: RefSeq, a predicted model, not a curated record